Messenger RNA from Pseudopodoces humilis (Tibetan ground-tit), 8141 nucleotides. NCBI's taxonomy places the organism in Eukaryota, Metazoa, Chordata, Aves, Passeriformes, Paridae. The record is from RefSeq and is a predicted model, not a curated record.
CCGCCCGUGCCCUCCCCGCGGGCUGACAGGCAGAUAUGGUCCUGAACGCGGUGAGCACAUGACUUCGGAGAUGGACAACCAGAUCCAUUACAAGUCGUGAUUGGCCUUAAAUUGACUGAUCAGCAGUGCAGAGCUCGGCAGGAAUUCUCUCAUUCCUGGUUUUUGCCUGUCCUCUCGCCUCACCGCUCCAGCUGCAUCAUGUACGGCAGCGCUCGCUCGGUGGGCAAGGCGGAGCCCAGCGCGCAGAGCCCCGGCCGCUCGCCGCGCCUGCCGCGCUCGCCGCGCCUGGGCCACCGGCGCACCAACAGCACGGGGGGCAGCUCGGGGAGCAGCACCGGGGCUGCCAGCGGGAAAACCCUUUCCAUGGAAAACAUCCAGUCCUUAAACGCCGCCUACGCCACCUCCGGCCCCAUGUACCUGAGCGACCACGAGAACGUGGGCGCGGACACGCCGAAGAGCACCAUGACGUUGGGGCGCUCGGGGGGCCGGCUGCCUUACGGGGUUCGCAUGACAGCCAUGGGCAGCAGCCCCAACAUCGCCAGCAGCGGCGUGGCCAGCGACACCAUCGCCUUCGGGGAGCACCACCUGCCCCCCGUGAGCAUGGCGUCCACCGUGCCGCACUCGCUGCGCCAGGCCAGGGAUAACACCAUCAUGGACCUGCAGACGCAGCUCAAGGAGGUGCUGAGGGAAAACGAUCUGCUCCGCAAGGACGUGGAGGUGAAGGAGAGCAAGCUCAGUUCUUCCAUGAACAGCAUCAAGACCUUCUGGAGUCCCGAGCUCAAAAAGGAGAGAGCUCUGAGGAAGGACGAAGCUUCGAAAAUCACCAUUUGGAAGGAACAAUAUAGAGUUUUGCAAGAGGAGAACCAGCACAUGCAGAUGACUAUCCAGGCUCUCCAGGACGAGCUGCGGAUCCAGAGGGACCUGAACCAGCUGUUCCAGCAGGACAGCAGCAGCAGGAGCAGCGAGCCCUUGGUGGCCGAGCUGACCGAGGAGAACUUCCAGCGCCUGCACGCCGAGCACGAGCGCCAGGCCAAGGAGCUGUUCCUGCUGCGGAAAACCUUGGAGGAGAUGGAACUGAGGAUUGAGACGCAGAAACAGACCUUGAAUGCACGGGAUGAGUCCAUCAAAAAGCUGCUGGAGAUGCUGCAGAGUAAAGGUCUGUCAGCAAAAGCCACCGAGGAGGACCACGAGCGGACGCGAAGGUUGGCUGAGGCAGAGAUGCACGUGCACCACUUGGAAAGCCUUCUUGAACAGAAGGAAAAGGAGAACAACAUGCUGAGAGAGGAAAUCCACCGUCGCUUCGAGAACGCUCCCGACACGGCCAAGACAAAGGCUCUCCAAACUGUUAUUGAGAUGAAGGAUUCAAAAAUUUCUUCCAUGGAGCGUGGCCUCCGGGAUUUGGAGGAGGAGAUUCAGAUGCUGAAGUCAAACGGAGCCCUGAGCACAGAGGAACGUGAGGAGGAAAUGAAGCAAAUGGAGGUGUACCGAAGCCAUUCCAAAUUCAUGAAAAAUAAGGUAGAGCAACUGAAGGAAGAGCUAAAUGCCAAAGAGGCUCAAGGGGAGGACCUGAAAAAGAGAGUGGCUGGUCUCCAGACCGAGAUUGGGCAGGUGAAGCAGGAGCUGUCCCGCAAGGACACGGAGCUGCUGGCGCUGCAGACCAAGCUGGAGACCCUGACCAACCAGUUCUCUGACAGCAAGCAGCACAUCGAGGUGCUCAAGGAGUCCCUGACAGCGAAGGAGCAGAGAGCUGCCAUCCUGCAGACAGAGGUGGAUGCGCUGCGGUUACGUCUGGAGGAGAAGGAGACCAUGCUGAACAAGAAGACAAAGCAGAUCCAGGAGAUGGCAGAGGAGAAGGGCACUCAGGCAGGCGAGAUCCACGACCUCAAGGACAUGCUGGAGGUGAAGGAACGCAAAGUUAACGUUCUUCAGAAGAAGAUCGAGAACCUGCAAGAGCAGCUGAGGGACAAGGAGAAGCAGAUGAGCAGCUUGAAGGAUCGAGUGAAAUCCCUGCAGGCCGACACCACCAACACCGACACUGCCCUGACCACGCUGGAAGAGGCGCUGGCAGAGAAAGAAAAGACCAUUGAGCGUUUAAAGGAGCAGCGUGACAGAGAUGAACGAGAAAAACAGGAAGAGAUCGACAACUACAAGAAAGACAUUAAGGACCUGAAAGAGAGAGUCAGCAUUUUACAAGGAGAUCUCACAGAGAAAGAGACAUCAUUACUGGAUCUUAAGGAACAUGCCUCAUCAUUAGCUUCAUCUGGACUGAAGAAAGAUUCAAGACUCAAGACACUGGAAAUUGCAUUAGAACAGAAAAAGGAGGAAUGUUUGAAGAUGGAAACACAACUGAAGAAGCACCCUGAAGUUUUAUUGAGUCAUCCAUCCAAGCUAGCUCACGAGGCAGCCCUGGAGGCGAGGGCCAGCCCCGAGCUGAGCGAGCACACGCAGCAGCUGGAGCGCGACGUGGCGCGGUACCGCGAGGAGUCCGGCAAGGCUCAGGCGGAGGUGGAUCGGCUCCUGGACAUCCUCAAGGAGAUGGAAAAUGAGAAGAAUGACAAGGACAAGAAGAUAGCAGAACUGGAAAGCCUCACCUCAAGGCAAGUUAAAGAUCAGAAUAAGAAAGUAGCAAAUCUGAAGCACAAAGAACAAGUGGAGAAAAAGAAGAGUGCACAGAUGCUGGAGGAGGCCAGGAGACGAGAGGAUAACCUUAAUGACAGCUCCCAACAGCUUCAGGACAACCUGCGUAAAAAGGAUGAUCGGAUCGAAGAAUUGGAAGAGGCACUCAGAGAAAGUGUUCAGAUAACUGCAGAGCGGGAAAUGGUGCUAGCACAAGAGGAGUCAGCCAGGAUCAAUGCUGAGAAACAGGUAGAAGAGCUGAUGAUGGCUAUGGAGAAGGUCAAACAGGAGCUGGAGUCAAUGAAAGCAAAGCUGUCCUCCACACAACAGUCUUUGGCUGAGAAGGAAACCCACCUGACCAACCUACGAGCUGAAAGAAGGAAACAUUUGGAGGAGGUCCUAGAAAUGAAACAAGAAGCCCUUCUUGCUGCCAUUAGUGAAAAAGAUGCCAAUAUUGCUCUGCUAGAGCUUUCAUCCUCCAAGAAGAAGACUCAGGAUGAAGUGGCUGCACUGAAACGAGAGAAAGACCGUCUUGUGCAGCAGCUCAAGCAGCAGACUCAGAACCGUAUGAAGCUGAUGGCUGACAACUAUGAGGAUGACCACCUCAAAUCCUCAUCCCAUUCCAACCAAACCAACCACAAGCCCUCCCCUGACCAGAUAAUUCAGCCCCUGUUAGAACUCGAGCAGAACCGCAGCAAGUUGAAGUUGUACAUCGGCCAUCUGACAGCCCUGUGCCACGACCGCGACCCCCUGAUCCUGCAGGGCCUCACCCCGCCCGCCUCCUACCACCUGGACAGCGACCAGGCAGCCUGGGAGAGGGAACUGCGCAGGAUGAGCCAGGAACAGCUGCACGAUGAGCUGGAGAAGGGGGAGAGGGAGAACGCGGAGCUGCAGGAGUUCGCCAACGCCAUCCUGCAGCAGAUCGCGGAUCACUGCCCCGACAUCCUGGAGCAGGUCGUCAACGCCCUGGAGGAGUCCUCCUGACCUCCACCAGUCCUCCUGACCUCGGCCACCAGUCCACGGAGCAGCACACCAGCAGCCAAGCCCAGUCAGUCCACGGAGCCGUGGGAGUGGAGAGCAAUGUGAAAGACAGAACGUGGAAUAGAAACUUCCGGUGCACCUUUGACAAAGAAAACAAAGGCAAAAAAAACCCUUCUAAAAACUUCAUGCUCUCUAGGUUCUUCCAGUCUAUGAUUAAUCAGCCAUUUUUGUAUUCAUCUUCUCACUGCCUUUCUACUUUAGAACCCAGUUCCUCAGUGACUUUGUUGGUUGUGACUUUCGGAUACAGCUAAGCAGAGCUCUUCUGAGUCUACUGAGCAAAGAAGAGGGGAUCCACUGAACACAAGCAGCUCUAGUUCUCCAUGAGGUUGCAGAAGAGUAGCCCUCACCUUUCAUUAAUACAUUGCUUUUUCCUUCUUAUCUUCUUUCCUUCUUCCUGUUUUUUAUUUUCAUGAAAGCUGAAAGCCUGAAUUUCAUAGUGCUAAAGCCAAACCUGAGUGUGCUCUGAUUAUGGCUCAUGACUGGCCAGCAUCAGCUAGCUCAGGUCUUGCUGCCUGUCUCAAUGCUUCUUAUGUUCUUAAAUAACAGAGUGAGGAGAGGAAAGUUUCCCUACUUGCUCCUGUUAGUCGUUUCAUCUAGCAGCUGGGGAGAAAAGGUAGGGAUACUGGUACUUUCUGCUUACUUAACUUGGGUUUUGAUUGUUCACUGGUCUGACUCUGAAGUGCUAGGUGGUUUUUUGAGGUAACUGUUUUCAUCUGUUGAUUUUUGGGGGGAUUUUAGAUGAGUUUUCUCAUCAUAGUUCUGUGUCUCCUAAGUUCUUACUUUAUAGAGAGCUCUCUCCCUUGGAGCAGGUGUGGUCAACAGGUCAGUUCCCAGCUUUAACUUGUAUAGUUUGUCCAGUUUUUCAGGCCAUAACUUUGUGAACACUAGCUGUCAUCAGAAUAGUCUUAGGCAUUCUGUAAAUGAGAAAUUUGCAUCAUUUAGCUUAAAAGUAGAAUUUUAAAGCUAAGUUAGGUAAAUCAGUAGCAUAGUCCUUACUAUAAUUAUAAUUUAAUUUAUUUUUGUUUAGCUUACAUUGAGUUUGAGUUCAGAGCAAUAACCCUUAUGAAGAGGAGCAUCUCUGCUGGAGUUGGCACCCAGCUGAGUAGAUAGGUGCAAAAUCACAGCUUUACUUAAACCAGUGCAAUUCUUCUGUGUGUAUGAGAGGCCUUAGUUCUGUUCCCAUCCACCUUCGACACUCGUUACAGCUCCUGCUGACAGGUAACAUGACCUGAAAUCCCAGGUCAGUUUGUCAUUGUAGCAAGUCAGAAAUCCUAUUUUAUGAGUAGGACUUGGGUGUUCAUUCUUGGGCUAUGCAUUAAUGGGGAGACACGUUUUUUUCCUGGCUGCCAGUGGUUAUGUGUGUCUGGGGGCAUCUGCAGGACAGAACCCUGUAACACGUCCCCACGUGCUCCUUAAAGGAGCUGCUCCCUUUGGCUGGCUCAUAUUAACUUCAGAGAGCGAGGGGAAGGCAAAAGGAGACCAAAUGUCAACACAGCACUGGAAGAAAUCCUGGUUUUCUAGUCACUAGCUAAUUAUGGAUCCUCUCAGUAAACCUCCCAUUCAGAGCCUGCAGUUUAAUUCCAUGUGGCUUACUACAUAUUGGGCUUAAUCACUAAGCUGUUAGCUAAGGAAAAUGUUGCAAGCCCUUUCAAGAAAACUGCAUUUCUUGUGUCUCUCAGAUCCACGGCACAGCUCACCUGUAGGUCUUCCACACCUUGUUUUUAUCUUUAGAAGUGACCAAUGGCUUCCAGCAGAAAGGAGAUCAGCAAAAGUUUGAGUAAGGGAAGAUGUACCCUGUAGAUCUUCCAAACAAGAACUGAAAAUUGGGAAAAACUAAAACCUUACGUAGGCUCUAUUGGGAAUUAGCUGAUUUACACAUCCCCAUUCAUUCUACUGUAAUAAUUCAGCAGAAGGAGCUGCAUUCAUAGCCAGGGUGUCAAGGAAGAAGUCUCAAAAGAAGAGGCAAUUUUCAACUUUUCCAACUUUGGAAUUGCCAGUGCUUUGCAAAUGAGGAGAGCUAGCUUUAGUUCUUCCUGUCAUAGCAGCCUGUGUCUGAAGCUUUUUGUGUGUGUCAUUUGUGAGGAGAGUAAUGGGAACCUGAAUGUGUGGAAGGGGGGGAAUGCCGGAAGGCCAGCAGACAGUGACUGUACACACUGCUGGGCCGUGCCUCAUGCCAGAACCACCCCUUUGCUCCCAUUAUUUGAGUCAGCACGUUUCGAUAGGAGCUGUUGUUUUGAAAUCUUUCCUCUUGCUUUUUCUUCAUCACCCCUAAUUACUCACUCAAGGAAUUUAAUGCCGCCUGUAAAAGCAUCAGAGCCAUCAGCCCAGCAUCAUCGGCCACCGCCACCCCUCCUGACUCUCUCAUUAACUUAUAUGGUCAAACCUCCAGCUGCCCUGGUUCCCUGCUGUAAAACAAUCCUUCCUCUGUGAGAAGCUGUGGAAUUUCCCUUAUCGAUGGUUCAAAUGACUCCUGCUUGUAAACCUCUUACUGAGAUGUUCCUUGAUAGCGUUUCUGCUGGAGGCAGGGGGAGGGGAUGGGAGCCAGGGGCCAUCACUUCAGGCUGUUAUUUCAAUUCCCUGGCUCUCCUGCCUUGCCCACACACGGCAGGGAAGUGCUGCUGCUCCUUCAGCAUCUCCAAGUCAGCUUGUGGCUGCAUUUCUGUAGUUCAAAGUGCCCCAGGCGAAGGCCCGGUGCUGUCACGGCAGCGUGUGCAGGAUCUGUGUGUCAGCAGCCCGGUGAAGCUCGCUGUUUACACAUCUCCCGGCCUCUUCCCAGGGAGGAUUCGUCAAGCCUGGCUGGUUUUCACGCUGCCCAUUUGGUCCUUUAUCUGCCAGCCACACACCUGCUGUUCCUUCCAUCUGAAUUGUUGGGCCCUGGCGAUUUUCUCGUUAACCACUGCUAUCUCCUAGGUCUUGUAGGCUUCCCAUCUUAAAGAUUGAUCUUAGACCUCUGUAAAGCGCUUUCAGGGAGGGAGCAGAUCUCCUUCAGGAACAGUCUUGAUCCAACUUGAUCUCCAUUGAACUGUCUCAGGUAAUCUCUCUGAUCCUGUGUCAACAGAGAUCCUGUGGUGAACAGCUCGAGGAGCUUUGGGCUUUGGGAGGUACUGCUGGCCACCAUUUAGUGCUGAACAUGACCACUGAAAGUUUUUUCUUUUCCCUCAUAUGGAGUGCCACACCACUGGCCUUAAGGCAACAAAGGAAUUUUAUUCUCAUAACCCAUCAUGGAAUUGAAUAUGAGGCACAUGGGAGAAGGGCCUUAUGUGGCAUACCCUGCAGUGCUGAUCCAGCUGCCUAACCCACCACUGCUCUUUUAGGAUUGUAUUCCCAAGUGUCAGCAGCCAGGCAGAUGCAGUUUCCUACCACAGCAGUCCUGCAGUGCAGCAGCUCUAGGAAAUCAGGGGCCCUUCCCAGGGACCCCAGGGAAAUUUGCUCCUUCUUCUCUUGUUUAAUGAAGUUCCAUUUGCUCCAGGAGCUGUGGAAGUUUCAGCUGCUUUGAUGCUACUUUUUUUCCUCCUGAGCUUCUCUUCAUUUGUAGAGAAGCUGAGAGAUGUAAGGACUCUAGGAGCUGUUUGUAGGAAAUUAAUAAGGUCAUUUUGACAGGGUUUGGGCUAAAAAAUAACUGAAGCCUGAAGCCAGUGUACACUGCAAAAGCUGACACUGCAACCACACUUGUUCAUGAUAUCCACCAGUCCAAGUCCAUAUUUUCCUCUGAAUCCAACCUCAUGUAAAACACUAAAAGGACAUAACACUAGAAUUGCAGGGUGAGGACAUGAGCACUGUUUGCCAUUGGAAGAAGAAUUACCUGGCAUGCUCCCAGAUGAAGCUCUAAGCUUCUCCAAGUACUCUCUCUCGUUUUGACUGCCUUUAACCAGCUUUCACUCCAGAAAAUGCCAAACCCUCUUUGGAGUAUCCAGUUUUUGCCAAGUCCUGGGGACAGAAAGUCUGACGUGACGCGCGGAACCGCGUGCGCUGUUUCUCGUUGCACGGCUGGAAUAUCCCUUCUCUAGAAAACUUCCUGGUACUUCUGGGCUCUGAAAUUUGCACAAGGGAGCAUAAAUGUCAUAGAUCUUGCAGAGAUAACCCUGGUUUUUGAACCAAAGGGGCACCUCUUUUCAUUUGCCCUGUAAUUCCCACCCGUUCUACUGCUAGGGCUCAAUUUGUUGGGAAAUUUUCACAUCUGAAGAGGGUUGACAGGGUUGAGUCCCCACUCCUGUACUAAUUGCCAAUCGCUGCCACUGCAGGGCUCUUUACAAAGGAUGUAGAGUCAUGCUCUGAUACCAUUUUAAAGCAAAAAUGUCACUCCAUACGUAACAUGUACAUCCCUCAAAUGACUCCAGUGAAGUGCUGAAGGGAAAAGUACAAUCAAGGCAUCUGAUACUGAGAGGAAGCCUCUCCUCAGCUCCACGCCAGCACUGGAAGAGGGACCUGGAGAGGCUGUGGAAGGCUGUGGAUAACCAACACUCAGUGUGGAUAACCAACACUGC